This is a messenger RNA of Rhododendron vialii, 405 nucleotides long. RefSeq lists its product as uncharacterized. Bases 1 to 405 code for a protein of 134 amino acids. The record is from RefSeq and is a predicted model, not a curated record. The transcript has a single exon. Lineage: Eukaryota; Viridiplantae; Streptophyta; Magnoliopsida; Ericales; Ericaceae.
AUGACUAAAUGUGUGUUUGGUAAAACUGAGGUAGAAUAUCUGGGACAUUUGGUAUCAGCUAAGGGCGUCUCUGCUGAACCAACAAAGUUACAAGCUAUAAAUUCCUGGCCAGAACCAACUAACAUCAAAGAGCUGAGGGGAUUUUUGGGAAUCACUGGUUAUUAUAGGAGGUUCAUCUGGAAUUACAGUAAGAUCUGCUCCCCACUUCAUGGUUUGCUUAAUAAAGAUUCCUUUGUGUGGACCCCUGCGGCCACUACAGCUUUCCUCCAACUCAAAGCUGCUAUGACUACAACACCAGUACUUGCUCUGCCCAACUAUAGUAAGGAUUUUGUUGUUGAAUCUGAUGCUUGUGGAACAGGAUUGGGUGCUGUCCUCAUGCAGGAUGGGCGCCCCAUAGCUUAUUGA